AUGAAGUUAGUAUUGGCAACCCGGAAUCAAGGUAAAGUGCGAGAAAUCGGCGAAAUGCUUAAAGCCCAAAACGGGAUUGAACUUUUGUCGCUCCACAGUUACCCGGACGCACCAGAUGUCGUUGAGGAUGGCAGAACCUAUGAGGAGAACGCUAUCAAAAAAGCCUCCAUGCUUGUCGAAUACACCGGACAUAUAACCAUCGCGGACGACUCCGGUUUAGAGGUGGACGCACUUGAUGGAGCACCCGGUGUCCAUUCCGCACGCUAUGCCGGCGAGAAUGCUUCAGACCAAGAUCGUAUUGUCAAACUACUUGACACGCUUCAGAAUGUUCCUAAUGAACGGCGAUCAGGACGUUUUAUCUGUGCUGUGGCUAUUGCUGAACCGCUAGCUCAAGUACAGGUUGUCCGAGCUGCCUGUGAGGGCCGAAUUAUUCGCGCACCGCGUGGGGUGAGCGGUUUUGGAUAUGAUCCAGUUUUCGUCCCCGUGGGUUAUGACAAAACCUUUGCAGAAUUGGGCGACGAGAUUAAGAAUCAGAUUAGCCACCGUGCGAAGGCGUUGGGCGAAGCGAGAGAGUUAUUAAGUGAAAUAAUUUGUGAGAAGCGUUGCUAA
This is a messenger RNA of Geodia barretti, 609 nucleotides long. NCBI's taxonomy places the organism in Eukaryota, Metazoa, Porifera, Demospongiae, Tetractinellida, Geodiidae. The record is from the annotation of a GenBank genome assembly.